CAAAGCUGUCUCGCUCCUCCUACUCCCUUUUCCUCGCCACCUCCUCUCGCUGCACUUUACAGACGCUCUCCUGCUCAGCUGCAGCCCGGAGCUGUUGUUUGGGACGCUCCGGCGUGGAUGCGGUUUCAAGAGUAAGGUAAGAACUGCGUGUCCUGGCAGGAGCGGGGGGUUGUGAGAGACAGUCUCGGUCCCCUGCACACACCUUGACUUGAUCCUUGCCCAUCGCUACCCCCGCUGCUGGUUCUCGGGAGAUCGGCCCCCCCAAGCAUCCCGUGCGUAAUGCUCCCCAAGUCUCGGGGCGCAGCGCCGAGGGCGCACGGGGGUCCUUUGGCGUCUCCAAAGUCUUGGCGCGGGCGUCGCCACCACCGACAUUUGGGGACGGGGAGGGAGGAAUCCUUCGUCACAGGGCAGCAGCCGGGGCCAUUUUGGAGUGGUGGUGGGCUCUGCUUUUUUUUGGCCAAAGGCCCGAUUUGAUGGAGGGUAGCGGGUGGGGCGGAGAGGGAGGGUUACAGACCCCCCCUCCAUCCCAGGCAAUUCCUUGACGUCGUCUCGAGCCGGCCUGCCUUAGGGAGUUUGCGUGGGAGAAGCUUGUAUCUGGUUACUAGCGAGAUUCUAGUAGGAUGCAGGGAAACGGGAGGAGGAGGAGGAGAGAGAGAGAGGCCUUGCUGUGGCCAGUUGGUUUGGAGUCGGAGAGAAGGCGAGCAAGUCUGGGCAUCAUUGAAGGACCAAGUAAUGGCAAUGAGGAAACGGGUAGGUGGGCAAAGGUCAAUGACUGGCGGGGGAAGGAAGGCAAAUGCCAUGAAGAUGUUAACUGUGGGGCCUGGAUAGGCGGUGCUAGUCACCUGUCGGACUCCAAGAGGUGGCUCAGACCAAGAUAAUUUGCGGCCGGAAACAGCUGCACCUCCGGAUCUCAAGAGGUGUGCCCCCAAAUGCAUUGCAAUGUCCCAGAGGAUGCUAGGAGGGACACAACACCCUGGUUGCUUCCCUGGCACCCCUAAGAAUAUUGUGACUUCCCUUCUCUCCACUGGUUGAGUUACUUGUCAGUUGGCUUUUGCUUCAAAUUUUGGUUUCCAGAAGCUGAGCUUUUUGGGUUUUAGGUAAGCAUGUUAGAGUCUGUGUGACAAGGAGGGAGUGGCCAAGCCAAGGAAUAGAGAACUGGAGCCUGCAAGUAACAACUAGACUUUAUCCACCUGGAUUGAUGACCUACUUUGGCAAACCCCCAUGUGCAUGUGCGUACACACACACACACACACACACCACACACACAGGCUGGGAGCCUCAAUGGAGCUCCUCUGGAGGCUUCACCCGGGGCAAAAAAAAAACCUAGUUAGCCACCACCCUGCCCCCCACCGCCCCAGUAGCUAUGGAGCUGAGCAAUGUAUUUAUUAAUAGCUCAGUUGGUAGAACAUGAGACUUUAAAUCUCAGGGUUGUGGGUCUAAGCCCCACUUUGGGCAAAAGGAUUCCUGCAUUGCAGGGGGUUGGACCAGAUGACUCUUGCUGUCCCUGCCAACUCUACAGUUCUAUGAUUCUAUUCUAUAUUUAUGCCACUUCUUUCCAUGGAAAUAUGAAACUCAAGGCAACUUGCAACAGAUGCAUCUUUCUAUCUAUCGAUAACUGGUUGUAUUGCCGGUUGCACAUUUUAAUCCAUUUGGGAAAAUGCUGUAGCAAAUGCAAUAAUAUAUCAACAUACAGAAAGGAUUGUAACAUGCAGUGGGUUUUUUUAUUAGUAAUUGGUUAUUCUACUGCAUUAAAGAUAAUAAUUGUAAGCUGCAUCAAUACAUAGAGAAUGCAUUCUGCAGUGUUGGGAGCUGGUUAAGAGUCUAGCUGCUGAAAUAUUGGGGGCUGGAUCUGAAAAGAGAUUGGAUCCCAUCCCUAUAUAAUGGUCUGCUAUUAACAGGUGUGCAUUGUAUUGUUGACUGAGGUUGGACAAGAGAGGUGUGUAUGUGCAUUUAUGCAAGUUAGUGGCAGAAUGGGAACUGAACUGAAUGGAAGCGGGGUUCUAUCUCUCCCCCAUCCCCCAAACUGCCACCCACAUAGGUAAAGGGACCCCUGACCAUUAGGUCCAGUCGUGACCGACUCUGGGGUUGUGGCGCUCAUCUCACCUUAUUGGCCGAGGGAGCCGGCGUACAGCUUCUGGGUCAUGUGGCCAGCAUGACUAAGCUGCUUCUGGCGAACCAGAGCAGCGCACGGAAAUGCCGUUUACCUUCCCGCCGGAGUGGUACCUAUUUAUCUACUUGCACUUUGACGUGCUUUCAAACUGCUAGGUUGGCAGGAGCAGGUACUGAGCAACAGGAGCUCAUCCCGUUGCGGGGAUUCAAACCGCCGACCUUCUGAUCAGCAAGUCCUAGGCUCUGUUGUUUAUCCCACAGCGCCACCUGCAUCCCGCCACCCAGCCAUUAAAUUUGCAAGCAUAGCUAAGCCCUAAACAAUUUUUGUACUUGUGUCCAAGUCUAGUUUGUGUGUGGGUCCCUCUUAAAGAAACAUCCCUUAAGGAUUGUUGCACAUAACACUUCAGGGAGCUUGAGCAGGGUCUCCUCUGACACUUUUAGAUACUUCAAAGGGAGUCGGGGGGGGGGCGAGGCAAUGACCUUCAAUGGUUUGCUCUGUUCCAAUUAUAGAGAACGAGUGUGAGUCUGUGCACUCAUGACUCAAUGAUUGAAACAUCAAGGAGUAACUUGCAUAAAUGAAUAGAGCCAUCACAGAUAUAGCACCAUCAGAGACUGAAUUUUCACUGCAACUCUGGGCGACGGAUGCUUGAGUAAUCAAGGUAUGUGAUGUACACGCAUGUGAAAGUGGAAUCCAUGAGUUUCACCUGGGUUGAGAGAGAGAAAAAGUUUAUCUGAGCAAGAGAGCUGGCCUUACAACCCCUGUGCCUUUACAGGACUGCUGGAAGCAACUGCUUUGGGGAUCACCUCCUAUUUCAUAGUGGGCAUCGCUCCACUGCAGUGCCCCUGCCUUCCUUUGUUGCUGUGGGAUCUCCUGGCCUAAACUAUUAAUUUCCCUGUCUUGCCUCUGUCCAGGUGUUUGGAGCUAUUUCCUAAGUGGGCAGGUAGCUGUGUGGAAGAUCUUGGAUCCCCGAGUGUCACCCUGGCUCAGGUAGAUAUCCUCUUGGAAACAGUGCGAGAUAGGGGGUACCUGGGAACUAUUUUGACAUGGUGAGUCAGAUCUUUAUAUCCCUGCAGCCUAUAGGCCAACUUUGACAGGUGGGCAGGGCCACCCAUCUGUCAGUCAACUGAUGUCAUUACAGUGCCAAGUAACCUAUCAAAAUGGAGCGUUGGGGUGGGGUGGGACGGCUUCUGGAGGGAUUUGGUAAGGCAGCACCCAGCAGGAUGGGAACCUCCACCUGCCCAUCAUGACAUAGACUCUAGUUUGUUGUCAGGUAUUCACAGUGCUUUUUUUCUGGGGGGGAUGCAGGGGUACACAUACCCCAAAACAUUUUGUGAAUCUUUGUACUUUUAUCCAUUCACUGUAUUUAUUUUCCCCAAUUUGAACUAUAAGGUGGUGAUUUUCUUGAGUCAAAAUGAGAGUACCCCUAAACAUUUUUUUAGAAAAAAAGCACUGGGUAUUCAAAUAUGCAAUUCCCAGCUAUUUUUAGGAAGAGCUACACCUUAUCCCUGCCCCCCAUCCUGCUGUUAAUGUGCAUUAUUGGAAUUAUACAUUUAUAGAGUGGGAGGACAUACCUGAAAGACUGUAAUUCAAUGUUCUCUGAAGAGCACAAAUUUUCAAAAAAGUGGGCUCCUUGGCUGGGGAUUCUUGUCAGAGUAUAAGGGAAGGCUACUUUGGAGUUCACUCAUUAGGAAAAUAUAGGGGAGACAGAAUCUCAGGCAGAUCUGCCCAGUUAGAUCACCUCUCCUGCUCUCUAGGUUAGCAGCAUCCGUCCCACCUGGGGAGGGAGGACAAUGACUGAAAGUAACCACCAUCACCAACGGGCAACUAGGGGACGUCGUGGAUCGGGAGCAAAGCAAGGUCAGUGUACGUCUGAUGGGAGAGGGGUGGGUUUCAAAGGCCCUGAGGGUGGGAGAGGGGUGAAACUGCUCCCCUCCUAGUAGUGGGCCAAAUUGAUUGGAUUGAGGUUCCUGCCUGGAUAGCUCAGUUGAUGAGAACAUGUGUGCCAUUGAUUUCCGUGGGAACUUAGCUAAAAAUCACGUCCGGUAAUAUUUUUGUCUGUCUUGAGACUGUUGAUCUUACAAAAAUAGAGGGGGGGGGUAUUCUUAGGCGCUUACAUUUUUUUCCCUGCCUCCCCCUGCCGUUGAUAUUUACAGUGAAGGAAGACAAUGAAGCUUAUAAAAUAGCCAUACCUUUGGACGAGCCGCACCAAAUGGAAUCGCAGACUCAAACUCAGCAACAGUUGUAUUAUGGUCUGAGCCCUCCUCAGAAUUUUGAUGGUGAGAAACAAUACCCCCGCUUCCUGGCAGUAAUAUAUGAACAAAUACCCUUUAACUCUGUGCUAGAUCUCAUUGGGUGACUCAGCACCCAAAGUGCAACUAGGGCAACUAGGUUUUUUUGCCAUUCUUCAGGUAAAUACGCAUCUGCUGUCACUUCCACAAUCAUGGCACUUCUAGAAAGUGACGCCGCCAUUUCAGAAAUCACAGCAGAAAAAGUGGUCUUUGUGGAGUGUAGGUGUGUGCAGGUUCCACACUGCAACAUUUUGUUGUAGACACCGCUUGUUUGCUUUCCAGUUCCCAUUGCAGAGCUCAGCAGUGGUUGUCUUCCACAAUCAAAUCCACAAUCAAACAUUUUGAAUUUCUUAAAUAAGGUGAAACUCAAAUGGGACUAGAGGAGAAUGAUUGGGGGUGGGGAGAGAAAUCAAUUACUGUAUGUGUCAGUUUACUCCUGCUGAAAAUCAAAGUAUUAGAUGCAAAGAAGGCUAUGGCUUCAAUAAGGCAGGUGCAAAUCUCCCUUGCCUCAUUUGCUUCUCACAGGAAGGGCGAGAAGGGUUAGGAAAGGUUUUUGGGCAGAGUUAGGUGCGGGACCUUUGGGUGUUUGAAGAGAAGUGGGGAAGCAAGUAAUUGUGAGCAAGUCAAACUUCCACCGUGACGUGACUGUGCUGCCCUCAGAGACACCGGAGAUGCCAGCUCCCUCGUUGACCCUGGUGACCAGCAUGAGGACUCAGCUGCACAUAGCCCUGGAGAGGAACUCCUGGCUGCAGAAGCGAAUCGAGGACCUGGAGGAAGAACGGGACUUCCUGCGCUGCCAGCUAGACAAGUUCAUCUCCUGCGCCCGUCUGGAUGCUGGUAACUCGAGAACUCUCGAGUUCUCCGGAGGCUGAGUGGGUGGGUGGUGCUUUGCUGGGAGGGGGGCCUUUCAGAUUCUCUUGGAAGGAAGGGCCAGGGGAAUGUCAGCCAAGGCACCUUGGUAGGAGGCAGCGCUAUUUUUCUAGAAAAAGAACUCACCACGAACCCCUCCCUGGUUCUCUUAGAAUGGCAAUGGCAUCCACCUGAGAGGCGCCUGAACGGAGUUCAAGUUGGAGGUCCCUGUGUUAGAGAGUCAAGGGCUGUGUUUUUUGGGGGGUUCUCUGAUUUGAGGAGCUUGCCUCUAGCUGUGCUAUGGCGGGCUUCUGUCUCCCUCUCUGUCUGAUGCAGGCCCAGACAGAGCGCGGGGGGGGGGGGUAUAUGGGCCACUUGGCCCGGGCCUCCGAUUCCAAAGAGGGCCUCGGUCAGCAUAUUCACAAUCACAGGGGAUGCACUGGGGUGAACGUGGAGGCGCAAAGGCGUCCAGGCCCAGACAGAAGGGGGGGGCCACAUUAUCUACCUGGCCCGGGCCUCUGCCUGGCUCUGCAAGACCCUGGUCUGAUGCAUCCUGCCCUUUCCCCUCCGCCCUAGAUGAGCACUGCCGCAGCAAGCAGCUCCCACGGCGGUCCGAGGUGUCUGACAGCCGGAACGGGGAUGUGACUGAUGACGACAGUAUGGGCUCCUGGAUGAGUGCAGGCCCCGAGGAAGGAGGCUCUGCAGAGCACAAGAAGCAGAAAGGAGGGGUCAACAGGCGACGCUUUGCCAAGCCCAAAGUCCGCGAGAGGCAGAGAGGUGAGUGGCAAUGGGGGUGUGUGUCAAAGUAAGGGACCACCAUUUCAGCCUACAGAGCUGAAGGCAGAGGGUCCCUGCCCCCUUCCAUGGCAGAAAUGGGAAAGCUCUUGCUCCCUUUUGUGAGCAGAGACUGGUGAUCUUAAGACUUGAAUGUCUUUCUUUAAAAAAAAACCACAACCUAUUACACAUUAAAAUAAUAGAUCACCAUACAGAAAAGAGAUGCUCUUCCAGGGGACAGAUAUGAACAGAGCUUAUUCCAGCAUAAAAUCACCAUUGCCCUUCUCUAUAAGAAUUCAUUACAAUUUCCUCCACCAACACACAAAAUUCUGCCAGUACUGUGCCCCCAUUUAGCAGUUCCACUGGCUCAGGGACAGCGAUGACCAGGCUAUUGCUGGACCCUAGGCAUCCCCUGUAGGCAGAGCUUCUGGGACUCCAGCUCACUGAGUCAUAGCAGCAAGACAAAUUAUGGGGAAUUUUGUUUCCUCAGCUCACAAAUCUCGUCAGACACCAGGGCUGCAGGAGGAGCCCUGGCCAGGUGCAGCACCUCAAGCAGCACCUGUUGAGAUGGGGAUUCUGUGUUUCAAAUGGAGGAAGUGGCAGUGUGCGUUGGGUCCCCACUCCCAGCUGAUCCUCCUGGGAGCAGUUCGGCAUGGACUGGUCGCCUGGCUGGGCCUGCCAUGCCUUCUGACCCCUCCUUUCCCUCUGGCAGCCCAAGGGAGGGGAGGAGAGGAAUCCUGCCCCUUGGGAGAAACAGGAAUGCCUCUUGAAACGCUGGCCUGUGACUCACCCACCCCUCUAGGUUUUCCCUCACAAAAGCAUCAAGUCUUGAUAAAUUGCUGCAAUAAUAUGUUCUCUCCUUCUUUUUCUUCAUUUCUUGUUCAAUUCUCACAUUUCUCCACCCUCCUCUCCCGUUGUCCUAAUCCUCCACCACUCUUUCCCCCCCUUCCUGUUGCAAACCAACCGGCUGGCCUGCCAUGCACGAUCGCUUGCUUCCAUUUUUCUCCUCCACCUCUUCUUUCUCUCACCUUCCAUCCUUUCUCUCUGCAUAUCCUCCUUUUCUUAUCUAUGGAUGCUGCUCCUCAAUGUUCAACACCUGCAUUACCUGCUUGUUUUACUUACUGUUUUUUGCUUGGUCCCUGGGCUGUUCCCUUUCCUUCCCCCUUCCCUGGUGCUGGUAUAUUUGACUCUAAUUUAUCCCGCCUUCAAUUUCUGCUUCCAUCGGGUCACUGCCUCCUUCUGUCGGUCCUUCCCAUUUCCUGUGAUUUCUGCCUCUCGCAACUCUUGGGUGUUUUCACGAGUGGCCAUGCUUCCCCAUUUCUCCUCCUCAACCCUUUCUCUUGUUCUUUCCCCCACGCUCCUGUCUAUGGGUCGCUGCUGGGGCCCUCUCCUCUGAACCCAACCCCCCCGCCCCCGGUGCAGUCAAAGAUGUGGAUGGGGUGCUGUGCCGCUACAAGAAGAUCCUGUACACUUUCCAGAAGCUGCAAAGCAUGAGCCGGGCCUUUGAGCACCACCGUGUGGACCGUAACACUGUGGCCUUGACCACGCCCAUCGCUGAGCUCCUUAUCGUGGCCCCUGAAAAGGUGGCGGAGGUGGGUGAAUUUGACUCGUCCAAGGAGCGCCUGCUGGAGUAUUCCCGCCGAUGCUUCAUGGCUCUGGACGAUGAGACUCUCAAGAAGGUCCAGGCGCUCAAGAAAAGCAAACUCCUCCUGCCCAUCACCUACCGCUUCAAGCGGAAAACGGACACCCCUGGCCCGGCGGCCAGCAAUUCCUUACCCUCACCCACUACCCCACCCAAACCCCCUCCGCCCAUUGCUGACUGCUUUAAGCGAUGAUUCCCCCUCCUGGCUUUGCCUGAACCCACUUUGACAGCCCUCCAGUCUCUUAUUUCUGUCUAGUUAUUGAGGAAGCUACUGCUGUGCUCCCCUGGGGCUCUUCCUUGUCAGCCCCCUUCACCCUUUCCCGCAGUUUCUAGUGCUAAAGGCAAGCUCUGCCUUUGUAAGGCAAGUGGGAUGCUUUUAUCCUGGCACAAUCAUCUCUUUGGGAAGCAUCAUCUGACCAGGCGCUCCUGUUUAUAUGUCAGCUGGCUAAAGGCUAUGGAGAGAUGAACUGGAUUAAAUUCACUCCAUUUGCUUCCAUCUUAAGAACUGGCAAAAUGACUGCCCAGUGGGAGUAGCAGGGGAGCAGGUUAGUGGGACAGAGUACAUCCCAUGUGUAGGUAAGGUGCUGUGGUGGAGAGGUUGCUUCAGACUGGCUGUGCAGGUACAGUAACACCUAUAGGACCGCCAAGGCAUUCAUCAGAGACGGUGUCUGCUGCCUUGCAAAUAAGCAACUAGGUGACACAUUUUUCUUACACAACACUCCCCUGCAUACUGCUUAUUUGUGGCACGUCAGCAGCCCCAAAGGGCUGAAUAAACAUUGGCAGAAAUUUCCCUGCCUUGUUGCUCGGAGGCCAUUUGUGUUUGCCGUAGGUAAGUGUGUGUGUUUGUGAGCUUGUUUUAACAGCUCCAGAACUUGGGGCAGGGAUGCUCAAGAUGGCUCGGCCUUCCCCUGAAGGCAAUGCCUGUCUCCUUAAGAAGUUAGUGUAGGCAAUGGAUUUACCCGCCUCACGUGCCAUCUCACUGCUCCCCUCCCCUUUCCAGCCUGCUGUGAAGCAAGACUAGAACUGGAGGGCGAUUGCUGAACAGGCUGCAGUGGUCUUGCCUCUUGGCCACUUCCUUUCUUUUUUCUUUUACAUCCAAUGCUACUGGCACCUUCUUAAGCUUUUCUCUUCCUGUUGCCUUUUUGCUAUAACAGUCCUUAGCCUGGAGGAAUGAACUGCAGCAUUUGGCUGCCUCUAAAUAAUUCCCUAUAGUCUCCCAAAGAAAUUCCCACAUCCCAAGGCUUCCUUGCAUCUCUUUACUGCCAUGGACACCACCUGCCCUCUCUCAUGUUUUCCUGUUCCAGGUUCUGAAGCUGGGCUGUGUUUGGUGGCAAGCCAUUUGCACUUCCUUUUUUGCUUCCUGAGACAGAGACUGUGUGCGCCCUCCAACACCUCUGUGGCUUCAAGCUGCCACCUUAUGUGCGAGCAAGGGUUUUGUUUGUUCUCUGCUCCUUUGGGAUGUCUCCUCUUUAUUCAGUGUAAUUAAUGGACUGUUUCCACUGUGCCUGUAUCACCCAGUUUUUUCCUCUGUGUUAAAAAAAUAAUAAUUUAAAAGGAAAAUGUAAAAAAACAACAAUUUACUAAGAGGAUUUAAAUUAAAGCAUUUUGAAUAAAACUC
Messenger RNA from Podarcis lilfordi (Lilford's wall lizard), 9281 nucleotides. Lineage: Eukaryota; Metazoa; Chordata; Lepidosauria; Squamata; Lacertidae. The record is from the annotation of a GenBank genome assembly.